Molecule: messenger RNA, 1132 nt
Organism: Drosophila sulfurigaster albostrigata
Lineage: Eukaryota; Metazoa; Arthropoda; Insecta; Diptera; Drosophilidae
Exons: 2
Coding region: 382-1014 (210 amino acids)
Source: RefSeq, a predicted model, not a curated record
GAAAGUUUUCAAAUCUUGCAAUUUAAACUUGCAUGCUAGAAAUAAGAAUCUUAAAGUUUUCGACAGUUGCCAAUACUCGAAAUUUGUCAGAUUUGCAUCCGUAGCAUUAAAAAUUGCAUCGUAUUGAUUGCGACCCACGUGAGUUGCACUUUAGAUGAUAUGCCUGAGAUCACAUCAUAUUGACCUUUUGCGGCAGCAGCCUGCUGCCUGGCAUUCAUUCAUUUAGUAGUAAAAUUCUUAUCAGCAGAGAUGAACUCUCUUUCGCUCUGGUCUGCUGGGGUGUAGAGAGCGAUAAGCAAUUGAGUCUAGUUCUGCUAUAUGGUGUGAUCUGUUUCGCAUUAAACUUGGGUUCAGUUGAACUGUUUCGAGCUACGUUGCAAGAUGCCCAUCUCAUGCUAUACUUGGCUCGUCCUAAGCGCCUUCGCUUUUCAAGUGUCUCAGUCUAACGUUAUUUUUCACUUUACGCUUGACUUUAAUGUGAAACAUCCAGCGAAUUCGACAGAUUCGAUUAAUAAGACCAUAACCAUGGAGAACAAUGCAGUGCAUAUGCAGGAUAAUGAGCCCUAUUCAAAUACAACAGCCCCAAAUAGACAGUCAUGGGAAGAGGCGGGUCAAUACGAUCAGGCUGCAGUGCAGCUAUUGCGAUCCACGAAGCAGUCAGUGCAAAAACUCAACGUGGAACUCGCACCGCUUGUUGGACGUAGUGACGAGUUGGCAGCAAGCCUCAAGCAAACGAUACGAUAUGUCAAUGAAGUAGACACCACUUUAGAGAUGGACGGAAUCAACUUUGCUCAGCAUAUGGAACAGUUGCGAAAGUAUUUGACGCUCGUCGAUAACUUGCGAUCCUCGGCCAGACCUGGUGGAGUCCGGACUCUUGAAUUUGUAUUGCUCAAGCUCGCCAUGGAGAAGUACAAGGUAUUGGCAAAAUACCAAGAGGUGACCGCUUAUUUGCAGCAAGCGAACUCAGCUUGGGCGAGAUAUAAGAAUACACAGGUUGUGUUAUCGUAUAUAUAAGCCUGUGACUCAAAAACCUUCUGAGAUUUCUGUUUAAUUGUAUUUAAUUUGUAUUAUGUAUAGGAGCAAGGAGGACCUCGGCUAUUAAGUCAAACAAUAAGCAAGUGUUCUUUCAAAA